AUGGACUCCGGAGACGCCGCCCGCCUCGCCUUGGCAGCAUGCGGCAUCGUCUCUGUCCUCUCCAUCGCCUACCUCGUCCGCAUCAACGUGAUCCUGAAGGGCACGCCAAUUGAGGCUAAGGGAAUCGUGACGCCGUGGACAAAGGAGCUGCGGCGCAAGGUCUACAAGGAGCUCGAGAACAACCCGGUGGACUGGACUGCUGACCUGCCGCCCAAGCUGGACCGGAGAUACAUCAUCACAGGAGGCAAUGGUCUCGUUGGUGGAUAUAUCGUCCUCCAGCUCCUGGCCAGAGGCACAUCGCCCGAGAGCAUCCGUAUCCUGGACAUUCGUGAGACGGAGCGCAGUGACAUGGCCAUCGGACCGGCUGCUCAGGUUGAAUUCAUCAAGACGGACAUCACCUCCCCUGAAUCGAUUGACGCCGCCUUCAGCAAGCCGUGGAGCAAGUCCGUGGCUCACCUGCCGCUCACCGUCUUCCACACUGCUGCCGUCAUUGUUAUUUCGGAGAGGAUAAAGCUCUUCUACCGACUCCCGGAGGCCGUCAAUAUCCACGGCACCAGGAUCGUCCUCGAUGCUGCGCGCAAGGCCGGCGCCGACAUCUUCUCUGCCACUUCGUCCAGCUCCAUCGCCAUCCGCCCCAUCAGCGCCUGGGAUUCGUGGUGGCGUUCUGAGCCGAGAGACUACAUCCAGUUCAUAGACGAGAGCGAUUUCGACAAACCCAUCCGCGCCCACGAGGAGUUCUUCGGAAACUAUGCCGUCUCCAAGGCAGCCGCCGAGAGGAUCGUCUGCAGCGAGAACGAGCCGUCCUUCCGCACGGGCUGCAUCCGUCCAGCCAAUGCAGUCUACGGUCAGCAGGGGGACGCCUGCUUUGGUAGGCUGUUGAGUCUUCCCGUGAUUCCGACGUACGUUUCCCAGCGCCUGGCAUACCUGCUCACCAGGCCAAAUUUCGUCCACGGAGCCAACGUAGCCGAAGGUCACCUUCGUCAAGAAGCCGUGCUCGCUAGGAAGGGCGACUGCCCACAGGCCGGCAGACCAUUCAUCGUAACCGAUCCCAACCCCCCAAUCACCUUCGCCGAUCUGUACGGGACCAUCACCACGCUCUCAGUCCAUCCUACAGAGCUCCAGUUUAUACAACCAAUAAUCAUCCUGGUGCUAUCUCACAUACUUGAGUGGUAUAGCCAGCUCCCCUACCGCCUCCCCUUCCUGAAGCCCAUCCUCCCCGAGAUGAAGGGCGACCUCAAGACGCUCCGGCCGGGUCUGUUCUCCGUCUGCACGCACGUGAUUGCGUCGGAUGCCAGGGCCAGGAAGCCCGUGGCCGAGGGGGGUCUCGGAUACCGCGGGACGUUUACAACCCUGCAGGGCAUGGUCACGGAGGUCAUUGAGUGGAACCAGGAGCACUCGGACAAGGAGAAGGAGAGGAGGGUGUACUCGACGUCCAUGCUGCUGGCGGAGAAGCUGGAGAAGGUGCAUGGGUCUUGA
This is a messenger RNA of Clonostachys solani, 1476 nucleotides long. Lineage: Eukaryota; Fungi; Ascomycota; Sordariomycetes; Hypocreales; Bionectriaceae. The record is from the annotation of a GenBank genome assembly.